CUCUCUUUCUCGGGGACUAUGUCUUUGCCUUUAUUCCGACCGACCAUAUUCCCGCCGCUGUGUCAUCUCUCCUUCUUCUUCCUUCGGGCUUCUUUAUUCCUUCUCUCUGCGCCAUAAAGUGGAGGUUCUCAACCAGCGCCAGAAACGUGAAGCUCCACUAGUACGUUCUAGAACACCCUCUACGUUCCACCAUCUGUCGUUUCUAGGGGACGUGCCCCCGAUCGGUGGCGGAGGGGCAUAUUGAUUUAUUCUUCGCAGUAACCCCUUCCACGCAUAGAAACGUUCUUGCUUCCCCCUCUGUGUACAUAUACAGAUCCGAUCUUGGUAUAUGCGCACGCACACGUAGCACGGGGUUACCAGCGGGGUUGCUCGUCUCCCCCUCUCAGUUACUCGAGCAGCAAUCGUGACGAUCAAUACACGCUAGCUCCUUCCUCUUUCCGGAUGCUGUCGCCACCCCUGCAGAACACAGUGCUAAUAAUUCUUUUGUAUGCAUCACUUGAUCGAAAUCAAUCGAAACACGGUCUUUGGUGACUCAUCGAGCAGGUACCUAAACUGCGUCUGGGUCACAAAGAAAAAAGGUUUAUUACUUUGCAAACUGUGACCGUUGUAGUUCCUUAAAAUGGAAGGAAACGGCACGAGAAUGGACUACGAAGAUAUGUUCAGAGAAAUUACCAAAAAACUUUAUGGCGAGGAUCCCGAUCACCGAACAUCGAGCGUGCAGAACGAGUUCGAAGCGUCAGUUUCCUACAAAAAUGACGAUGAUACCGGAAACGGUACUGAUGGUAGUGACGAUGGAAACUGGACGUACGAGGACGAACCACUUAAAGGAACCGACGGUAGUCGAAUCGCAGCUUAUCAUGCCGGGAAAGCUAUAUGGCGAUGCGACGAGUGUGGAGACAUUAUGUCGAGUGGUCCGCGGGAAACUGCCGAGCACUUUAUGGAACUUCACCCGUCGAGAAUCCUAGCCGACAGCAGUAGGAACAGGCAUCACUCACCACGUAAAGAUUAUUUGCAAAUAGAUUUAAAACCCGAAGAUGUAGUUAUGUAUUUAGAACGACUCCGUGAACGCGCCGAACGGGCGGCCCCUCCUUCCCGAAGAACCCAAGAAACGCAAACUGUACCUGCGGCUUUACUGCCGGUGACUUCGAGCUUCCUCUUGCAAGAACUGCCAUCCGCUCCUGCGCCACAACAUUUGCAACAGAACGCCACCAUAAUGUCUACUCCUGUUGCGGCAUCCACGAGCAGUAAGCGUUAUGGCUGUCCGCAUUGUCCUUACGGCACUGACAGACGAGAUCUUUAUACACGACAUGAAAAUAUCCAUCGCGAGGAAAAACCGUUUCAAUGUUACGUAUGCAUUAAACCGUUUAAUCGCGCGGAUCACGUAAAAAAGCACUUCACGAGGAUGCAUCGCGAUCACUCAUACGAAGUAACGAGGAUACGGAGACACCCGGGAAGCAACGUCCCCAAGCCACUGCAGGAUACGACAGCAACGACGGCAACUGUCAGCAUGAGCAGCCAACAGCAACCACAGCAACAGCACUUGGGUAAUCAAUUCGGCUUCGCUAGCAACAAAGGCUAUCAGCUACAGCCGAACGCCGCCACAUCAGGUGUCAGUACUGGCACUGGCACCACCGGUCUUCAUCAAGCGAUAAUCAUGCCUUCUCCAGCGGGUAUCGUGCAAUCCGACACGAAUAAUUGUAAUACAGGCAGGCGAUUGCAAAACGGGGGAUGCAAUAGUAAGAGUCAUCUCAAGGGUGGUUCCAAGAGCACGCAAGAAAAACGAUACAGUUGUCCGUACUGCCCUUGGACUGGAGUGGACAAUUGGUGUCUAAAGCGACAUAUGAAUACUCAUACGAAACCCUUUGGAUGCACCUUGUGCGAGUACAAAGCGGCGCGUGCCGAGCGACUUGCGACGCACGUUUUAAAAGUGCACAAUAGAAGACAAUGUUCGAGGUGCCCGUUUCUCGCCGACGACGCGAACCAAUUGCAAAUGCAUCAGGUGCACGUUCAUCGAGCGAGUGUGCCGUCGACAUCAACCACACAAAAUACAGUACCAAAUAAUCGUCACCAGCAACCUUUACAUCCCGUGGGAGGAGGACGACCGCCACCUGGGCCACCAGUUUUUCCAGCUCCGACUCCAGCGAUUGCACCUGCUACCACUGUGAUACCACCGAGCACUAUACUCGGUUACCAGCUGUCAAUGGCGUCGCAAAUCGCUGAUCGACUUUCGGGAUCAUCACCGCCACAGGGAUUCUUGAGUAUGUCGGACGAAAAUCAGCUGUCAUUAACGUCACAAGCCGCUGAUCGACUUUCGAGAUCACCGUCAUUACAGGGAUCCCCGAGUAGGUCGGAUGAAAAGGAAAAUCAUCAGAGGCUGCAAGAGAAACGGUCCCGAAAACAGUCCCGAAAACAGAGUUCGCCCAAACAAGUCAUAUGGCACCGUGAUCAUCGAAAGAAAUAUUUUAUACCUGCACUAGGUUCGCAAAAUGUAAGACAUCAAAAGUUCAAAAUUGCUAGUAAGAAUGUUCAAUUUCACCAGAGGUCGGCAUCGCAAAAAAUGUUCAAGUGUCACUUGUGUCCGAAAUAUGCGCCCGCACGAGGGAAAACUCAUCGGCCAUAUCACAGCAAAGCUUCAUUGACACUUCACACGCUGUGGCGACAUAAACGAGGAUCUUGGUCGACCAAGAAUCGUGUAUUUAAAAACAAUUCAGCAUCGACCAUUUCCUCGAUUACGCUUAAGGCAACGUUUUUCACUAACCCGAAUUAUAGAUAUGAUAGAUAACAGCAAAAGAGGCUGGAAAUGGCCAAGAGUGUAAAAAUUAUAAUUUUUAACUAAUUAUAAGCCUUCAAGUUAAAUUUAGACAAAUUAUAAUUUUUCAUAUAAAAAAAAUUUGACGAACUUUAAUCUAUUUAAUGGGCAGAAUUUGAAUUCGGUAUAUUUUCAUUAAAAAUGUUUUUAGUAAUUUUCUCAUUGGAGGAGAUUAAAGUGAGAAUUUUUGAUUCAAACUUUUUUCAUAACGCAGAAAUAUUUUAAUUUUUUGCAAAGAUAAAUUUCAUAUUCGCAUAACGUAUCCAUAUUUGUGACAUAACAGUUUACGUUAAUAGUGUUUCGGAAACUUGCAGGAUGAAGUCUGUGUUCUCGUGGCAAAGUAAUGUAGAAACGAAGAAGCGAUAGAUGGUGACAGAAAGAGAAGUACGAAGUCUGUCUCAUUUCCAAAACUUUAUCACGAGUGAUAAAAUCGCUGUGAACAGUGAGUGCGUUCCUAAGAAAGAUAUUCUGAAAGAGAUCGUAUUUCUCUCAUGUAUAAAUUAAAUUAAUAAUUUUUAAAAUAAAAUACUCUUGUUACUUCUGAGACAGAUAUCGUACACUUGCAUCUGAAUUGAAAGUAUUUUAACAUAACGUACAUACGAACAUGUAAAUAUGUUUUUUCCACAAUAGUCUUAACUGCUUCAAUAUUAGAUAAGAUAUUCAGAAUGAUUAUAAAUGUUACGUAAAUGAUUUUUUUUAAAUAUCUCUGAAAGUGUAUGGAACGUAUACUUUUUAUGUAAAAAAAAUUGUUUUAUAGAAAUGAUACGAAGCGACGCUGUUGAUAUUUGAUGUGAUAAUCAAUCUUAUAAAUUACUCACAAUCAGUGUAUAAAUUUGUUUUCAUCUACGUCGUUUAUAUCUUACGUCGCUUUUUUUUAAGAUUUCGAUUAAUGGGUUAUUUGAAAUUUUAGAAAUUGAAUGAUUGAAUGAAAUACGAUUUCCGCGAUUGACUAUGUAGCAAUUGGCCGUGAUUUUUAUAAAACUACAGUUUAAUGUAAGACGUAAGACGUUUGUACAGAAACAUCUUGUUUACGUUAUUACGUAAGAUAUGUCUAUUGUGCAUGAGAAUAAAAGAGAUAAUUCGCAAAUGGAA
Molecule: messenger RNA, 3901 nt
Organism: Wasmannia auropunctata (little fire ant)
Lineage: Eukaryota; Metazoa; Arthropoda; Insecta; Hymenoptera; Formicidae
Gene: chn
Product: protein charlatan
Exons: 8
Coding region: 620-2782 (720 amino acids)
Biological process (GO): regulation of transcription by RNA polymerase II
Cellular component (GO): nucleus
Molecular function (GO): DNA-binding transcription activator activity, RNA polymerase II-specific; RNA polymerase II cis-regulatory region sequence-specific DNA binding
Source: RefSeq, a predicted model, not a curated record